AUUCAAUAAUUAUUCCUCGUCAUAAACACAAAAAGCUGCCUUCCCUCUUCUCUCAAUGUCAACUUGUUUUUCCUAGGCCACCCCCUCCUAUACUUACAUCGCUAACAACAACGCCACCUCCCCAGCUUCCAUUGAACCUACAACAACAACUUCAUCAUUCUUCUAAUUUAUCUUCUAGAGAUGCAACAGAAAAUGAAGUAAAAAGUCGAAUUUUAAGUUCAGAAACGGUUACUCCCCAACAGCAAAGACUACCCCCGCCACCACCUUUCCCACAACAAGUUCCUCUUCUCUUUACUACACCACCACCAUCACUUGUACCACCUACAACAGCAACACCUCGUGUUGCUUCUCCUCAAAUUCCACCACCAGCCCUACUUCAACACCAACAACCUCCUCAACCACAACAGCAAUAUGUUGCUCCAACACCAAUGCCAAGUCAAAAUGAUAUACUCAAAACUGUGGUACAAGCAAUUAAUGUUGGAAAAACUAAAGAGGUUAAGUGUUGUAUGUCACCCGAAGGAGAUGAUCCAGCAACAACAACAACAGUGGAUAACAAAAGUAAACCCUAUGGAAAAUUUUUCUAA
Meloidogyne enterolobii is the source of this 584-nucleotide messenger RNA. The record is from the annotation of a GenBank genome assembly. NCBI's taxonomy places the organism in Eukaryota, Metazoa, Nematoda, Chromadorea, Rhabditida, Meloidogynidae.